GCUGCGGCUCCCGCAGCCCUCCCUGUAGUGUCCCCGCCGCUCCUCCCGAUGCCUUCCGAGGAGACGGAUGGACGGACGGACGGGCAGCGAGAGCCCGAUCGCGGCCCCCGCGCUCCCCAUCCCGGGAUGGGACGGACGGAACAAGGCCCGGACAGACCGACAGCCAGAGGGACAGCCGGAGGGACGGACGGACGGAGGACUGCGGGCGGGGGCAGCGCGGUGGGCAGAGCGCGGUGACGCCGCCGCUGCCGCCACCACGGAGAGGACGCAGGACCCUCCCUUGGGCCCCCCGUGCCCUUUCGACGGGGCGGCCUGGGCCCCCCGACCCCCGCCGGGCCCCCAGCAGGGCUGCUUCGCAUGCAUCGCCAAGCCCCCGGCCCUCCGGCACUCCUCGCCCGUCCUCUCGCCCUCCUCUGCCGCUCAGCUGAUGGAGAGCAAGGGCUGCAAAGGGGACAGCCUGCGGCCGGCGGGCCCGUGCAAGCACUCGGUGGAGAAGAAGACCAUGACCAACCCCACCACCGUCAUCGAGAUCUACCCCGACACCAGCGAAGUGAAUGACUACUAUCUCUGGUCCAUCUUCAACUUCGUAUACCUCAACUUCUGCUGCCUCGGCUUCAUCGCUUUGGCCUAUUCUCUGAAAGUCCGGGAUAAGAAACUCCUCAAUGACUUAAAUGGUGCAGUGGAAGAUGCCAAGACAGCCCGGCUUUUUAACAUCACCAGCUCAGCCCUUGCCACCUUCUGUAUCAUCCUCAUCUUCAUCUUCCUGCGGUACCCCCUCACUGAUUACUAGCAGGAGGCCAACAGCAGCGCUGCCGCCAAGAUGCCUCUAUGCCAGAAGUGUCUGCAGUUGUUUCCUGUAGCAAGGACACGAGAGUAAAACAACCCCAUCGUGAUGGCAAAAAAAAGUGAAAAAUAAAAAAUAAAAAUAAAAAAAAAGAAUAAUAAGAAUAAU
Messenger RNA from Tympanuchus pallidicinctus (lesser prairie-chicken), 952 nucleotides. RefSeq names its product interferon induced transmembrane protein 10 (gene IFITM10). The transcript has 4 exons. Gene Ontology annotation, cellular component: plasma membrane. The coding region runs from base 68 to 790 and encodes 240 amino acids. NCBI's taxonomy places the organism in Eukaryota, Metazoa, Chordata, Aves, Galliformes, Phasianidae. The record is from RefSeq and is a predicted model, not a curated record.